CACUCAUUCUACAGCAAGCAACUGCUAGAAGAGAAAACAUUUGUCAUACAUGAUUGUGAUUUACAAUUCCAACUGUGAACAUGGACCUGAGUGGAGGAGACCUCAGGCCACCAAAGCAGCCUGAUGGAGGCAAUGCUGAGAUGGGAGUGAGGCCUCCUAGAAGUGCAACUGAGGCAGGUGAUGGCCACACACUGACCAAACUUGAUAGGAAGAAGGGCGAGAAAGAGAAGGACAACGGGAAGGAAAAUAAGAAAAUGGGCGAGAAAGAGAGAAUGAAAAAUGAGAAGGACAACAGGAAGAAGGCCAAGAAAGAGAGGGAGAACAAUGAGAAGGAAAAUAAGAAGAUGGGCGAGAAAGAGAGAAUGAAAAAUGAGAAGGACAACAGGAAGAAGGCCAAGAAAGAGAGGGAGAACUACGAGAAGGAAAAUAGGAAGAAGGGCGAGAAAGAGAAGGUGAAAAAAGAGAAGGAAAUUAGAAAGGAGAGGAGGUCAGGAGGCUGGAGGCUCAGGACGCUCAAGAGGGCGAUCUUCAGAUGCUUUGUGUGUGGAGGUGGAGAUGAUAUGAGCCAGUAUGAGUGGGAGUUUUCACCGGAGGAGGAGAGGCUGUGGAUCGAGGAAAGUAUCCGGAGAAAUAGAGAGGCCGACCUGCAGAGGUUGCUCAAGGUGCAAGAAGUCAACCGAAAGCACAAAGAAAACUUCAAGUGCAUGCUGAGGCGCAGGAAAUUUACAGAGGCCAACAAGGAGUGGAGCGCCCUACCCCCGAGGCCAGAGGAGGAGGAGGCAGACCGGAAGGUGACUUUCCGGGAAGUCAAUGCCGGCGACUUGUGGUUUUACCAGGAGGAGGCCAACCCAAGGGGUCUGGCGUGGAAGAGAGUAUUGCGGGACAUCAAAGACAAUGACAUAACAAGAGCCCUUCAGGCAAAGUGGCUAAAAAAGGAGAAACACCUGAGUGAGGAAAAGCAGCUUAUCAUCGCGAAUCAAAAGGAGGAGGAGAAAAUGGAUCUUUUUUGUGAACUUUUGACGGCCUCCGUGUUGUGCCUGGGCUUUGCAGUACUACUGUACAUAUGGCUCAGCCGCCUCCUGCAGUGAAAUAGCAAAGAACAUGGGGAAGGGGAUGGGACGGGAGGAAGAUAUGGGGUGCAAUUGGCUUGGAGAAAAAAGAAAAAAAUAACACAUGCAGGAGAGAAUGAAAAUGAAGAAUGGGAAAACACAUUGGACAAAACAAAAAGUAAUGGAAGAGGAUGCUGUGAAGGACAAUUUGAAGAAUAUAUAUUUUAAAUAAUUCAGGGCUGGACAUGAAUUUGGAUCAUGCUUGGCAGUUAGAUGACCUGAAGAAAACUGCAGAUGGAGGAGUAAGACAGGGUGGAAGAGGAGAGAGAUGACGACUGAGGAACAGAGAAAACGAGUAAUGGAGAAGAAAUGCAAAAAAAUCAUAUAGCAAUAGCAUAAAUAGAAAAAAAGAUUGCGAGGGCUGACCACCGCAUUGCUCUGACAUAGACCUGCCCUUGCCUGGCUGGUGGUUUGAAUACAGAGCAAGAGCAAUACGAUGGCGAUCUGGCGGCACCGGCGGAUGCCAAAGGCAAAGCAGGAGAACACCUACCUGUAUAAAGAGAUGCACUUCUGGAGACAGUGACUACUGUGAAUAGGGCAGUUGGCGUCCAGGGAAGACUGGAGAACAACCAGGAAAGGCUGGUGACAGCAGGAAAGACCGCACAGGGAGAAGGGGGUUGGUAGCCCUACCUUCUAGUUUCCCGAACGGGAAGACACCCAAACCAAACCAUGAAAACUAGAAAGAAGAGACAGCCCGAAGGCCCUCCGAGAGGCGGGAUGGAAGAAGGGCCUACCAGGACGGAUCACACGGUUACGGACAACAGCAUGAAGACAAGCGAGACAAAGUGCGGGUGCGGAUGGGAAAGAGUAACAACACUUAGGGGUCUGCAUAUCCAAAUGGGGAGGAAGAAGCGUCAAGCGAGAUUGCACUGCUCAGGCAGGUCAGAGAAGUGGAAUCAAAGGCCAGGUUGAAAACCACAGCGCCGUCUGGCCCAAUGUCGUAGAGGAGGAGUUUAAUGAGAGGAGGCAGGAGGAAGAGAGGGAAUGCAACAACCCCCAAGAAACCAUCCCAGCAGUGCCCCCAAGCAACCCAGGAAUAAGGCCAUCCCCACAAACCAGAAGCCUUAAACCCCCCGUACAGAGGAAUAAAAUCAAAUGGCCAAAGUCCAAUGAGACAGAGGAGUGGAGAAGGCUAGACGAACAUCUGAGCGGACUGCUCCAAAAUGCUCUGCGUGGAUCGGUGGAAUCAAGACUGAACCUGAACCUGAGAUUUUGUACGAGGAAUGCAGCAGCAGACUUGUUGAAGUUGUCAGACGCAAAGCUUGCGUAAAGGCCAAGGGAAGGAGGAGAGGGAAAUUGAGGACCUGGUGGCAGACAGAAGGCGUCUUCGGAAACUUUGGAGGAAAGCUGCGGAUGUCGAGAAAGAGGGUUUAAAAGCCCUCUUGGGAGGCACAAGAAGCAGGCUGGCUGCCCUACGAAGGGCGAACCGUAUCUGCCGAAGGAGGAAAAGGAAGGAGAAGGAGGGGGCAAACUUCUUCAAAAAUCCAUUCCGGCAUGCACAAAGCCGUCUGGAGUAGAAAACCAGUGGGGUAUUAGAGGUUUCCAAGGAUUAUCUAGCCUGAGGAAGUGGAUGUGGUGUGCGGCUCCAGCCGUCUCUCCUCUGUUGGCCUCUCGCCUUGAUGUUUAGACGAUCUCUGACAGCUUCCGGAGGAUCUGGUCAUGCCGCCAUCUCAACCUCCCCCGUGUCAGAACUGUCCUGCAUCCUGAGAGGACCUGUUGUAGUGAGGCAUUGCUUGCUCCACCACCUGGAGAUGUUCUGGGCUAAGGGCUGAAACAUCCCCAGCUGAUGACCCUGCAGCUAGCAAAAAAGGCACUGGCGGAGGUGCUGCAUGCCAAAGGCAAAGCAGGAGAACACCUACCUGUAUAAAGAGAUGGGCACCUGGCCGAAGCCAGAUGCAUGUGAUGCUGUGCGUUUGACACCAUCCUAAGGUGACAGAAAACAGACACACAAGCAGACGGAUAGACGGACAGACAGACAGACAGGCAUUGUAAUACCUGGCCCAAACCCCUUCCAGGGUGCCAGGUAAUUAGGGCAAGAAAGAAAUGGACACAACUCUAAAGACAGAUUCUGGACUUGUUUUGCUGGCCAAGUGACCUGGAAAAAGGGUGUACAGAGUGGAAGAGGAGAGAGAUGGCAUACAAGAAAAACCCUGGAAAGGACUGUGACAGAGGCUAGUGACCAGCUGGCCAUCUCAGAGUUCCUCUGUUCUCAUCUGGACCCCUUAUGGAGUGCACACCUCCACUGCUGCACAGCUUUAGCUGGGACCAGGACCGGUCGCCUGAAAGCCCCCUUAACUGAGUUCCCAGCUGAUAAGAUAAAUAAAGAUUGAUUAACUCAUG
Molecule: messenger RNA, 3449 nt
Organism: Engraulis encrasicolus (European anchovy)
Lineage: Eukaryota; Metazoa; Chordata; Actinopteri; Clupeiformes; Engraulidae
Product: cilia- and flagella-associated protein 45-like
Exons: 3
Coding region: 81-1088 (335 amino acids)
Source: RefSeq, a predicted model, not a curated record